AUGAGUAUAGAAGACGAGAAAGAUGCAGGCAAUCAAGAAGCUGGUGAGAAGCGUCCCAGUAGAGAAAGUAAAUCUUCAAAAGACAACGGAGAGCGAAAGAGCCGAUCAAACAGACACCGGUCAUCCUCUCGAGACUCGCAGGAUGAUAUCCUGGGCGGCUCGGAACGUAAAUCUUCAGGAGCAAAACCGGAACGAAGAAAGUCCAAAGACUUUGAUGCGCUUGGUGGAUCAGACCGAAGAUCUUCUCACCGCCCUUCGCGAAGACAGUCCAGAGACUCGCACGAUGGCAACCUUGACACUUCAAAACGGUCCUCUGGGCACAGAUCAAGAUCUCGGGACACAAACGACGCUUUGGUGAAUGAUAAUGAGUUAGGCGGAUCUUCAGGAGCCAAACCGGAACGAAGAAAGUCCAAAGACUCUGAUGCGCUUGGUGGAUCAGACCGAAGAUCCUCUCACCGCCCUUCUCGACGCAAGUCCAAAGACUCUGAUGCGCUCGACACUUCAAAACGAUCCUCUACGCAUAGGUCAAGAUCUCGAGACUCGAACGAUUCUUUGGCGAACAACAAUGAGUCUUCUGUCACAAGGGACGAAAAAGCCAAGGCAAGAUCUCGAAGAAAGUCCUCUGCCCCUGCAAUGCCAGGUGCUUUUGUUGAGGCUGCAGGAGAAGACCGAGCUGUUCGACGAAAGAGAGAUUCGGCUGACAAAGGCAAAGAAUCUCUCGGGACAAAAGACAGAGACACCACAGACAGAGAAGCGAAGAACCGAGCUCGACGACAACCUGGAGAAACGAUGCUAGGUACUUCUCAAGAAAGCAAGGACCGAAGAGCCAAGGAUCAAGCCAGGCGAUCUGUUGGAGGUGCUGUAAGACCUGGAGCUUCCAGUGAAACUCGGGGAAGUCGCCAAGCAAAAACAAAAAGAGAUAUAUCCAGGAGGUCAACUGGGGCGUCCGAGAACGAGAUCGGUGUUCCAGCAGCAAACAGCGUAGGAUGGACAGGAGAUGUUGAGGCAGUCGAGGCUAUGGCUGUUGACGAAAUGGCAUCGACUCCUCCGUCUGCUCCUCAGGAAGUAAGAGAACAAACACUGAAUCAGUCGACCGAGGAAGAUGGCAAUAAGGCUAUCGUCGCGACCGCGAGGCCAGACAACAAAGGUCGAAAGUACAAAUAUAUGCUUGCCGCCUUUGUUGUGUUCGCGAUUAUAGCAGGAGUAUUGGUAUGGCUAUUAGUGCUACGUGAGUCGAGCGAACCUGAUGAUGUCUCUGCAACUUCGAUCUUUUCUCCACCUACAACUGAAGAUUGCCAAACGAUCUCGGAGGGGAUGGAAACGGCAGGACAAAUGGGAACGACAGUGAAAUAUUUUGGGGUAGAAAUGGAUUUUGAAGUUGCCCCUGACGUCGACCUUGAAUUUCUUCAAUCCGAGCUUCAAAUGAGAAUCCAGAGAGACGUCCUACCACUUGUUGCAGGGUGCGACAAAGAAAGUUCCACUUCGACUGGAAGCGAUACUUUCAUCGUUGAGAACGGUGUGCUCAAAACGAUCUCCAUUGGCGACCUUGUACCCUGCAGCUCAAAUCCACAGGGGCUCUGUUCGUUUGUCUAUUUGCAGCUUGAUGUAUUUUCCAAAGAUGCUGAUGUGCAGGGUGCAGUACUUUUGGGCCUAAUCUUUGAUGUAUUUCAAGAGGACGGACUAUUGCAAGACCCGAAAUUGCUAUCGCCUGUGGAAGAUAUUGACUUUAUCACGGCCUAUGAAAUUCUCCCAUCUUCGAAUCCGAGUUCAAGCCCAACGAUCCAAGACGACGGCGGUGUUCCAGUUGACAACGGUUCACCAUCUCAAGAGACCUGCGAUGCAAUAGCCAACGGUACCCCUGUCUUGGGACAAGACGAUCUGGUGGCCCAGGAGUACGACAUCUUGAUGGAUGUCACUUUGGAUUCCGAGACUGAAGAACUAUCACCGCUGACCAUGGAACUGGAUGAAAAGAUCCAGCGCUUCCUUCUGCCUUCUCUAGCUGGCUGCACAAUUGACCGACGUCGACGCCUGCAGAUUGAAAGCUUUGUUGUCAACGCUUUUGUAGAUUCUGAAGUUAGCAUCGGUGGUGCUUGUUUGCCUGAUUCGGAGACUGCUUGCUAUCGCUAUGUCAUCCACCUUGAUAUUUACGUCCAGCGCACUGUUGCCUCUGCUGAUUUUUCUAGCGACAUUGUGGGAAAGUUCCGUGAAGCACCGCUGGUAGAGAGAUUGGGGAUGCUGGCACCCUUCAAGAACAUUGUGAUUGUGGAAAUCUAUUCUGACGCUGUUUUUUCGGAAAGUCCAUCUGCGGAACCAUCGAACAACCCAACUGAUUCGCCAUCUGUGAAUCCAACGACAGCGCCAGUGACAUAUCCGACUACCGAAGAGCCCACAAGGUCGCCGACAAUAGCGCCAUCAUUCGCACCAUCAUUAUCACCGUCAUCGAAUCCAACGCUAGGUGUUACCAGUGCACCGACUCUUAUUCCAACGCUACAACCUGUUGUUGGUCCAACAUUGGAGCCGACGCCAUUGCCAACGCCAUUACCGACUCCAGCCCCAACGAUUGCAGACAGUGCAUCACCAACGGCUGAUCCAACAACAGCAUCCUCGUUGACACCAACUGCCGAGCCAUCUGUGUUGGAUUCGGCUCAACCUUCUGGUCAGCCUUCUGGCCAACCUUCCUUGUUACCGUCGGUUCAACCUUCCUCCCGACCUUCCAAGUCACCUUCGGCUCAACCUUCGGCGUUAGCAACAACUCAAUGUUUUGAGAGCAACACUGAGCUCUCGGGUGCACUUGGCAAUUGGUUUGAUUCUCCUUUUGGAAGGCAAAUUACUGAGACCCAAUAUGGCUUGAUAGGGGAUUGGUGCUUUGGUGCCGGUGUGACCAGUAUGAAGGACCUCUUCAAGAAUCGUGCUACGUUCAAUUCAGACAUUUCAAAUUGGGAUGUCUCUUCUGUGGUCAACAUGCAAAGCAUGUUUCAGGGUGCCUCAUCCUUCAACCAGAACCUGUCACUGUGGGACGUUUCGUCUGUCACCAAUAUGAGAUUGAUGUUCGAAAUGGCAACAUCGUUCAAUGGAGACAUAUCAACAUGGGAUGUUAGUUCUGUCACCCAAAUGAACAACAUGUUCCAAGUUACGUUCAAAAAUCCAUCUGCCUUCAAUCAAGACUUGUCACAAUGGGACGUCUCUUCUGUCACAAAUAUGCAUUCCAUGUUCUACGGCGCACGAUCUUUCAAUCAAGACUUGUCAGGAUGGGAUGUUUCUUCGGUGACCAAUAUGGCGUUCAUGUUCUAUGAAACGCCUUUCAAUCAAGACUUGCCAUUGUGGAACGUGGCUUCGGUCACAAAGAUGAACAACAUGUUUCAGUGGGCAGGAUCUUUUAACGGCGACAUUUCAACAUGGGAUGUUGGUUCGGUCACUUCCAUGAUCCAAAUGUUUGACGAAGCCAGAGCUUUCAAUGGAGACAUUGCAUCCUGGGAUGUUUCUUCUGUAACAUCCACGGAUCGAAUGUUUUCGAAUGCAGCGGCGUUCAACCAAGAUAUAUCCAUGUGGAAUUUUGCAUCCUGUACCAACAUGAUUUUGAUGUUCAACCAAGCAGAAUCCUUCAACCAAGACAUCUCAUCAUGGGAUGUAUCUUCGGUCACAAACAUGAGAGACAUGUUCCAAUACGCAUCAGCUUUCAAUCAAGACUUGUCAUCCUGGGAUAUUUCUUCUGUGAGUGACAUGCGACGGAUGUUCCAGUUUGCAACAUCCUUCAAUCAAGAUCUUUGUCCGUGGGGCCCGAUCCUGCAGGGAAAUGUCCAAUUUGAGGGACUAUUUGCCAGCACCAACUGUCCAUUAGAAGCUGAUCCAGACCUGACUGCGACUCCGCGAGGUCCAUUCUGCAACCUUUGUGUUCCAGGGAAUUAA
Cylindrotheca closterium is the source of this 3906-nucleotide messenger RNA. Lineage: Eukaryota; Bacillariophyta; Bacillariophyceae; Bacillariales; Bacillariaceae. The record is from the annotation of a GenBank genome assembly.